GCCGGCGGCAUGUCCGCCCGGGGCCUGGCCACCACGGCGUGGGCGCUGGCCUCGCUCGCGGUGGCCAGCGCGCCGCUCCUCCGCGCGGUGGCCCGGGAGGCCGCGGCGCGGCUGCCGGAGUUCUCUCCCCAGGAACGGGGGACCUCGCGUUCACGGUCUGGGCCCACGCGCGCCUGGAGGCGCCCGACGCGCCGCUCUUCGCGCUCGUGGCCACCGCGGUCCGCGAGGGGGCCGCGGGGUUCACGCCCAAGGCCCUCGGCAACACCGCGUGGGCGUACGCGGGCCUGCUCCUGUGGGACCAGCCCCUGAUGGCGGCGAUCGCGUCCGCGUCCAUUCGCAGGACGAUGCCGGACUUCGGCCCCGACGAGCUGGCGAACAUGGCGUCGGUAUCCGGCUGCCUGCGGCUAGCCCGGCCGCCACUCUGCCAGCGCAGCGGCGCACCGUGA
Prorocentrum cordatum is the source of this 446-nucleotide messenger RNA. Lineage: Eukaryota; Dinophyceae; Prorocentrales; Prorocentraceae. The record is from the annotation of a GenBank genome assembly.